Molecule: messenger RNA, 3565 nt
Organism: Urocitellus parryii (Arctic ground squirrel)
Lineage: Eukaryota; Metazoa; Chordata; Mammalia; Rodentia; Sciuridae
Gene: Letm1
Product: leucine zipper and EF-hand containing transmembrane protein 1
Biological process (GO): intracellular monoatomic cation homeostasis
Cellular component (GO): mitochondrial inner membrane
Molecular function (GO): ribosome binding; calcium ion binding
Source: RefSeq, a predicted model, not a curated record
CCCGCCCCGCCCGCCCUACGUCUGUGCCGGGACAUGGCGGCUGCUGGUGCCGGGUCCUUGAGCUGAGCGCCCGCUGACAGCUGCCAACUGUUCCCGUCGGCUGUCCGAGCGGGCCGGGCCCAGGCGCUGCCGGGACGGUGAGGAGCUGCGGCCGUCGAGGAGGAGGAAGUGGCUGCCGCAGGAGGCCGUCUCGGCCUGCACAUGGCGUCCAUCUUGCUGAGAAGCUGUCGCGGCCGGGGCCCUGCUCUCCUCCCGCCGCCCCGCGCCGCAGCCCCGCGGGGUAGUCUGGGGCACCGGCAUCGUGCUUGUCUCAGUUGUGCCAGCACCGUGGGGCUGAUAAGCCGCCUGAAUAUUUCAUCUGGCUGCUGCUUUCCAGCCCACCCUGUGUACCUCUGCUUCAGAGAUGAGCCCCUCAGUGUUUGGACUUUGAGGCCCAAGCACCCACGCAUAGCAGCGAGAGUGCCAUGGACCCCCACUUCACCAGGCUUGGUUGUUACGGGACCUCGGUACCUUUCUAUGCGAGGCUGGCACUCAUCACCCCCUCUUAGUGAUGACUCUGUGGUGGAGAAGUCCCUCAAAUCCUUAAAGGACAAGAAUAAGAAGCUGGAGGAGGGUGGCCCCGUGUACAGCCCACCUGCUGAGGUGAUGGUGAAGAAGUCUCUUGGGCAGAAGGUGUUGGAUGAGCUGAAGCAUUACUACCAUGGCUUCCGUUUGCUCUGGAUCGAUACCAAGAUUGCAGCACGCAUGCUGUGGCGCAUCCUCAACGGCCACACCCUGACCCGCCGGGAGCGCAGGCAGUUUCUCCGGAUCUGUGCUGACCUCUUCAGACUGGUCCCUUUCCUGGUCUUCGUGGUGGUGCCCUUUAUGGAGUUUCUGCUGCCUGUGGUCGUGAAGCUCUUCCCCAACAUGCUGCCAUCCACCUUUGAGACCCAGUCCAUCAAGGAGGAGAGGCUGAAGAAGGAGCUACGGGUCAAGCUGGAGCUGGCCAAGUUCCUACAAGACACGAUUGAGGAGAUGGCCCUGAAGAACAAGGCAGCCAAGGGAAACGCCACCAAAGACUUCUCUGCAUUUUUCCAGAAGAUCCGGGAGACAGGAGAAAGACCCAGCAAUGAGGAAAUCAUGCGGUUUUCCAAAUUGUUUGAGGAUGAGCUGACUUUGGAUAACCUCACACGACCGCAACUGGUGGCACUGUGCAGACUGCUGGAACUCCAAUCCAUCGGCACCAACAACUUUCUGCGCUUCCAGCUCACCAUGAGGCUGAGGUCCAUAAAGGCCGAUGACAAGCUGAUUGCUGAGGAAGGGGUGGACAGCCUGAACGUCAAGGAACUGCAGGCAGCGUGUCGGGCGCGAGGCAUGCGGGCCCUUGGCGUCACAGAAGAACGUUUGCGGGGACAGUUGAAGCAGUGGCUGGACCUGCACCUGCACCACGAGAUCCCCACGUCACUGCUCAUCCUGUCCCGAGCCAUGUACCUCCCAGACACUCUCUCGCCUGCUGACCAGCUCAAAUCCACACUGCAAACCCUCCCGGAAAUUGUGGCAAAGGAAGCCCAGAUGAAGGUGGCAGAGGUGGAGGGUGAGCAGGUGGACAACAAAGUAAAACUGGAGGCCACGCUGCAGGAAGAGGCCGCCAUCCAGCAGGAGCACCGGGAGAAGGAACUGCAGAGGGCCGCAGAGGCAGCAAAGGACAUUGAGCUGGAAGGAGUGGAAGCUGCCACCCCUGGGAGGCCAGUGGUUGAGCCAAAGCCAGAGGUGCCUGAUGUGAUCCUGCCCACAGAGGCCCUGAAGGAUAUUGCUCCAUUGCUAGAGGGUGUGAAGGAAGAGGAAAUAACUCAGGAAGAAAUUGAUGUCCUCAGUGACGCUUGCUCCAAGCUGCAGGAGCAGAAGUCAUCUCUGACCAAGGAAAAGGAGGAGCUGGAGCUGCUGAAGGAGGACGUCCAGGACUACAAUGAGGACUUGCAAGAGAUCAAGAAGGAGCUUUCUAAGACCGGUGAAGAAGAAUUAGUGGAAGAAUCUAAAGCCAGCAAGAGACUAACAAAGCGCGUGCAGCAGAUGAUUGGGCAGAUCGAUGGCCUGAUUGCACAGCUAGAGACGGGUCAGCAGGCCGGCAAGCUGGGCCCUGCCCAGGGCUCAGCUGUGGGGGAGAAUGUUGUCAGCGUCACUGAGCUCAUCAGCGCCAUGAAGCAAAUCAAGCACAUUCCAGAAAGCAAGCUGGUGAGCUUGGCCUCAGCACUGGAUGAAAACAAGGAUGGCAAGGUCAACAUCGAUGAUCUCGUCAAGGUUAUCGAGCUGGUGGACAAAGAAGAUGUCCACAUCUCCACUAGCCAGGUGGCUGAGAUUGUGGCCGUGCUGGAGAAGGAGGAGAAGGUGGAAGAGAAGGAGAAGGCCAAGGGCAAGGCUGAGAAGGAGGCUGCAGAGGUGAAGAACUAAGGGAGGUGCCGAGCUCACACACAGCCCCAUGGGCGUCCUCUUCCUCCCGCACCACUGCGGUGGGAUGAUGUGAGAGUGAUUGCUUUGACGUGAUCUUAGUGGCAGAUCUAAUAUUUUGUCUGGAAUAAGUCAGAAACUUCCGUAAUCAAGUUUAAUUUUUAAUUUUCAUCAUUCCAUGAAGAUUAAGUCAGUCUGCAAUCUGGGAGCCUCCAGGGAGUUGUGUCUGGACUCAUCUAGUGUAGUACUCAGUGGCCCCACAGAGGCCACCGACAGUCGCAGCAGGGGCGCCUCCCUGCACGUGCCUGUGCCAUCUCAGGGCCUGACCUGUGCUCUCUGUUCCCUGAGAGUGAGGACCAUGUGGACUCCCAAUGCCCAAGUAGAACUGCACGGAUGCACCUCAUGUUUUCAGAGGUGCUGGGCAAGAAUCAGACAGGAGCACAGCCCUCCUCAGCUCUGAAGAUCCUUCAGCUGGUCUGUGAACUUUGAUUCCUAAAAAUCUGUGUAAAUAGAUCGUCUGUUCCCGCAUUUUCAGAGUCAUCUUUGUGUGACUCUUCUCAACAGAAGCGUCUGUGACUUCAGUGGCCUCUGGAAGUAGCGCCUCUCCUGACAGUAGUGCCCAUGUCUUGAGUGGAUCCUGGGGUGUGUUUCCUGAGCUUGCACUUGAGAGUCUGACUCAGGAGUAACAUCCAGAAUGAAGUGCGGGGGAGACACACCAGUGCAGCCCUUGAGAAGGAAUCAUUUGCCAGGUGAUUGCCACACUGUUGGGUCCAAGGGUUAGGCCUUCACCACAGCCUGGCUGGAGCAGGUUCUGGCUGGAGCACAUGUGGGGCCCUUGAUGGCUUCCCUUGUGAAACAAACCCUGCCCGCUGGAGGACCUGGCUGGAGGGGCCAUCGCCCACAGCUGGCCUCCUGGGCCAGGGCACCCAGAUGGUCUCUGCACUUCAGCCUUUGCAUGGCCCCACCAAGUCCUUAUGAAGGUGGUCAUGUGAGUGAGCAGUGGCAUCUUGAGGGGCUUGCAGUGUGCCCCCCAUGUACUUAGGGGCUGGGUGGUGUCUCCAGGGCUCUGGUGGCCAGCAGCCUCUUCACACUUGAUGGCCCUGUCAGGGACAGUUCCAUGUGGGCAGGCCAGAGCUGGGUG